Messenger RNA from Lecanosticta acicola, 1320 nucleotides. NCBI's taxonomy places the organism in Eukaryota, Fungi, Ascomycota, Dothideomycetes, Mycosphaerellales, Mycosphaerellaceae. The record is from the annotation of a GenBank genome assembly.
AUGCCGCACAGUAUCGAAUCUCUCAAAGUCGUCCCGCUAGAUGGCAACCUUCGCAAGGACACCGGGCUUGGGGCCGAAGUCCAACUGUCCACAUCUAUGCCACUGCUCGAACCAUUGCUCUUGACAAUGGAAGACCAAGAACGUUUGCGACGGGCACUGUUUGAGAAUGGCGUCCUGGUGGUAAGGAAUCAACAAGGCAUCCAUCCGGACGUCUUGCCUCAACUGGCCAGAAUCUUCGACCCAAAUGCGAAAGGCAUCCAUUCUGGUGGCGCAAAACAGGUGACCGAGAAGAAGAACAUAUUAGCUCUGAACAAUGGUUCUCGAAUCCCACGUUCGCCACAAGUGAUUGUCAUUGGCAAGGGCAAUACAAAUGGUCAUGAGGGGAUCGUGGAUUUGGAGCUGAAGCACCUUGUUAGUCCAAUUGCCCAGCCCAUUCGUUACGUGAUAGUUUCUGAUCAGCCAGGACCAUACUUCUUUUCACGAGACUCCAUUAUCGCCAGAGGAGAUCGCCGCUGGAUACACGCGACCGUACAGAUGGCACAUGGACGCCCCGGUGUACGAAAACCUUCCCGGCUUCGCAACAGUCCUCCAUUGCGUUGAAGCGCCAGAAUUGCCCGAUCAGAAAAUGUCGUUUCCAACAGGCAUAGGAAUGGACAUCGCAGCGGGAGCAACAGCAUGUGCGUGACACUUUUGUUUGCUUGAAGCUUGGAUGAGCUAAUUCAAGGCAGUCUUCUCCGGUGCUCGCAAUUUCGAGCUCUUGUCUCCGGAAGAGCGGGAGUUCGCACUCAACACAACUGUUCAAUACGCGCCGAGAGCAUACGAGUGGAUGAAAGAUUGUAAGGCUACUGAUGAUGGCCUGACUAUCGCCCGUCCGGGCCGGGAGAAGGCAGAAAAUGAGUUGACGCCGUUCGAGUGGGAGAAAGUCCACGCAUAUCCAGUGAGCAAAGAGGAUACCUCCGUUGUGUCGACGUGCUAAUACUUUCGCAGAUGGUCUGGCGGAAUGCGAGUACUGAUGCUCCGCAUUUGCAAAUCCUAGGUUGCUGUGUGGAGUCUCUGCACACCAGAGAUCCGGCCAGCGGUGAGAUUUCCGUGAUCGAUAACUUGGCUGAGGUCAGGCGUAUCUGCCAUCAGAUGCAGAGCAAGAUCUACAAGCCUGAACACGUAUACGCUCAUCGAUGGAGAAAAGGCGAUCUCGUCAUUUUCCACAAUCGAGGGGUGUUGCACAGCAUUACAGGACAGCUUGAAAGCCACCCUCAGAGGAGACUGCUGUGGCAGUGUAGCAUGGCUACUGAGACGCCGCCGGAGGCAUACAGGAAGUGA